AUGGCGUCACUGGAUGUAGCUAAGCAGAUGCAGGUCCCUUGUGGUAGGGAGAUGAACCAUCAACGCAUGUUGAGUGGUGAUAUUUGCUGUGCUAGUGACUGUGGAAAUGCUCUUGGUGUUGAUCAUGAGCCUCUUGGUGUUGAUCAUGAGGCUCUUGUUGUUGAUCACGAGGCUCAUGGUGUAGAUUACGAGGCUGUUGGUGUUGAUCACGAGGCUGACAGUGUUGAUCACCAUGCUCUUGGUGUUGAUCAUGUGGCUCUUGGUGUUGAUCACCACGCUCUUGGUGUUGAUCACGAGGCUCUUGGUGUUGAUCACGAGGCUCUUGGUGUUGAUCACCAUGCUCUUGGUGUUGUUCAAGAGGCUGACGAGGCUAAUGGUGUUGACCAUCGGGGUCUAAGUGCUGAUCAUAAAGCUCUUGGUGUUGGUCACGAGGCUCUUGGUGUUGGUCACGAGGCUCUUGGUGUUGGUCACGAGGCUCUUGGUUUUAACAACGAGGCUCUUGGUUUUAAAAACGAGGCUCUUGUUGUUAAUCAUGAGGCUCAUGGUGUUGAUCAUGGGGCUAUUGGUGUUGAUCACCAUGCUCUUGGUGUUGAUCACCAUGCUUUUGGUGUUGAUCACAAGACUCUUGGUGAUGAUCACGAGGCCCUUGGUGUCGAUCAUGAGGCUCUUGGUGUUGAUUAUAGGACUCUUGGUGUUGAUCACGAGGCUUUGGUGUUGAUCGUGAGGCUUUUGGGCUUGAUCACUAGGCUCUUGGUGUUAAUCACGGGAGGCUCUUAG
Asterias rubens (European starfish) is the source of this 777-nucleotide messenger RNA. Its product is annotated as ribosomally synthesized cyclic peptide ustiloxin B precursosr-like. The record is from RefSeq and is a predicted model, not a curated record. Bases 1 to 777 code for a protein of 258 amino acids. The transcript is spliced from 2 exons. NCBI's taxonomy places the organism in Eukaryota, Metazoa, Echinodermata, Asteroidea, Forcipulatida, Asteriidae.